AUGGGUGACAUCGAAAAGCAGGUCGAAAUCAAGGAGAAGAAGCUCCGCAAUGCUAUGCGCGAGCUUAAAAUCCAAAAGCUCUGCCUCAACAUUUGCGUCGGAGAAUCUGGAGAUAGAUUGACCCGUGCCGCUAAGGUUGGUUUUUUUCUCUUUUUUAUUUCAGCUCCCAGCAUGGAAUAUUUUGAAUACCUGAAAAAUUUAAGAAAAUUUCAAAAAUUCAAAGAAAAUAACGAAAAAUAUUCAAAAAUCUAAUUUUUAGGUCUUGGAAUCGCUCACCGGACAAACCCCAGUCUUCUCAAAGGCUCGUUACACCGUCCGUACCUUCGGAAUCCGUAGAAACGAAAAGAUCUCCGUUCACUGCACCGUCCGUGGACCAAAAGCCGAAGAGAUCCUCGAGAAGGGACUCAAGGUCAAGGAAUACGAAUUGUACAAGGAGAACUUCUCCGCCACCGGAAACUUCGGAUUCGGAAUUCAAGUAAGAUAUUUUUCCUGGGAGCUCGGAGGGUUUUGCAGAUAGAUCUUGAAAUCUGAAUCGAAUUUUUUACAAAACUCCUCGUAUUUUAGGAGCACAUCGACUUGGGAAUCAAAUACGAUCCAUCAAUCGGAAUCUACGGAAUGGACUUCUACGUCGUCCUCGACCGCGCCGGACGUCGUGUCUCCAAGAGAAGACGUGCUCCAGGACGUGUUGGACCAAGCCACAGAGUUCAACGUGAAGAAUCCGUCAAAUGGUUCCAACAAAAGGUUAGUUACUUAUAAUCCGGAUUGUUUUCUGUUAUCUAACCGAUAUAUUCUUACAGUACGACGGAAUCAUCCUUCCACCAAAACCAAAGGUCAAGCGCACCUUCCACAGACGCCGUUAA
Messenger RNA from Caenorhabditis angaria, 860 nucleotides. The record is from the annotation of a GenBank genome assembly. NCBI's taxonomy places the organism in Eukaryota, Metazoa, Nematoda, Chromadorea, Rhabditida, Rhabditidae.